Messenger RNA from Paraglomus occultum, 1167 nucleotides. NCBI's taxonomy places the organism in Eukaryota, Fungi, Glomeromycota, Glomeromycetes, Paraglomerales, Paraglomeraceae. The record is from the annotation of a GenBank genome assembly.
AUGUCCCAAUGGCGGUGUCUGGAUACUAGCCCAGAUGAGUUGAGGCUGGAUACUACCCUCAAAUGUGGUCAAGCGUUCCGUUGGAGACUCUCAGGACCUGACGAAUGGUCAUGCGCGUUCAAAGGGAAAUUGAUAUCGAUACGCCAGACGGAAACAACUGUAGAAUACAGGUCACACCCAACUACAACAACGGACGUUGAACUCUUUCUCAGAGAAUACUUUCAAUUACACGUCAAUCUGUCCGAUUGCUACAAACGUUGGAGUAAAGCCGACAAACAUUUUGCAAAGAUUGCCGGAGGUUUUAAGGGUAUCAGAAUCCUUAAACAGGACCCAGUGGAAAAUCUGUUUUGUUUUAUAUGUUCGCAGAACAACAAUAUCAAAAGAAUCGAACAAAUGACUUCUACUCUUUGCGAAAGAUAUGGGAAACCAAUUCACACUUACAAUUCGCAUACGUACUAUGACUUUCCCCUCGUCUCUUCACUCUCCCACGCGUCUUUAGAAAGCGAGCUGAGAGAUUUGGGUUUCGGAUAUAGAGCAAAGUAUAUCGCAGAGACGGCCAAGCUUUUGGAAAAGAGAGGAGAGGAAUGGCUGAUGAGAUUAAGAACGUCUGGAUAUGAAGAGGCUAAAGAACUUUUGACUCAGCUACCGGGGGUUGGCCCUAAAGUCGCGGAUUGCGUGCUUUUAAUGUCCCUCGACAAACCAAAUGCGAUACCGAUAGACACUCACGUCUGGCAAAUCGCAAAGCGAUCAUAUGGUUUCUCGUCAUCAUCCGCCUCAUCAAAAACGCUUACACCACGGAUGUAUACGGAGAUAGCAGAGUACUUUAGACGAUUGUUUGGAGAGUAUAGUGGAUGGGCACACUCUGUGAGUGAAUAUAAGCGUUGUCAAUUAGGAGUUAGGGUGCUGUUCACGGCGGAUUUGAAAGUAUUCGAGAAUCGACAGGAAGUUACCAAGGCGCUGAAUGGAAUGGUGAAUGGGAAGAAGAGAAAAGCGGAUAGUCAAAAAAGAGGCAAGAAUGUUGAAAAAAUCAACCAAGAUUUCGAGAAUCUUGAAAAAAACAGUUUAAACACGGCAAAUGGACUUGUCGAUAAUAAUAGCAAGACUCCUAUCGAGAGUAUAAAUGCCGAUAAAGCGUUGAGACGUAGCUCAAGAUUGAGGUUGCAAUAA